Bufo bufo (common toad) is the source of this 3605-nucleotide messenger RNA. RefSeq names its product syntaxin 7 (gene STX7). Gene Ontology annotation, molecular function: SNAP receptor activity; SNARE binding. Gene Ontology annotation, cellular component: synaptic vesicle; SNARE complex; endomembrane system. Lineage: Eukaryota; Metazoa; Chordata; Amphibia; Anura; Bufonidae. The coding region runs from base 165 to 944 and encodes 259 amino acids. The transcript is spliced from 10 exons. The record is from RefSeq and is a predicted model, not a curated record. Gene Ontology annotation, biological process: vesicle fusion; intracellular protein transport; vesicle-mediated transport.
AGGAGAUCAGCUGCUGCUGCUGGCGGCUCCUCCUCCCCGGCAGGACUGAGUUUGCGCUGCUGCCUGUCAGCAGGGAGGGAGCAGACGGAGGCCGCCGGAGACAGGUGUUAGAGCAUCGACCUGAACACUUUGGAUGAGAACAGAAUUGCCAAUCAACCACAGCCAUGGCCUAUAAUACCACCCGCGACCCAGCGCAGCUGGCACAGACUAUCUCCGCCAACAUCCUGAGGAUAACACAAGCCUCUGCCGAGAUACAGAGGAUAGUGAAUCAGCUGGGGACCGUACAAGACACAGCCGAGCUACAGAACCAGCUGCAGCAGAAGAUACAAUACGUGAACAAGCUUGCCAAAGACACGGACAAAUGUCUUAAGGACUUCUCGUCGCUCCCUUCCGACAGCGAUCAGAGACAGAGAAAGCUACAGAAGGACAGGCUGCUGAACGAGUUCUCCUCCGCCCUGACCAACUUUCAGAAGAUUCAACGCCUGGCUGCAGAAAAGGAGAAGGACUUUGUGGCCAGGGUCCGGGCUGGCUCCAGAGUAUCGGGUGGAGCACCAGAUGAUGGGAUUAGGGAUGGCUCUUUGGUCAACUGGGAAAACGAGAGUCAGCCGCAGGCAGUGAUGCAGGAGGAGCUGAUCACAGAGGAGGAUCUGCGGCUCAUAGAAGAACGGGAGACCGCCAUCAACCAGCUGGAGGAGGACAUCAGAGGCAUCAAUGAAAUCUUUAAAGACUUGGGUAUGAUGGUCCAUGAGCAAGGAGAAAUGAUUGACAGCAUAGAGGCCAACGUAGAAAGCUCCGAGGUGCACGUUCAUCAAGCCAACCAGCAGCUGGCCCGAGCAGCGGAGUACCAGCGCAAGUCCCGGAAGAAGAUGUGCAUUAUCAUCUUUGUGGUCAUAAUACUAAUUGUCAUUCUGGCUCUGAUUAUCUGGGCGGCCACCCGAAAUUAGGAAGAAUAAUAUCCUCCAAGUACUUUUUUUGUCUUUCUAUUCCAAACUGUUAAUACUAAUCACCGGAGAGAUGGCUUCCACGAUGAAGAUGAAGAAUACAAUGCGUAUGUGUAAUCUCUAUGUCACAGGGCAUGGGGGAUUUACUACAACUGACCCGAGAAGACACCGCCAUGUUCUCCCGUGCACAGUAUGCAGUGUAGGCUCCCAAGCACUUGCACUAUCAAUAUUAGAAGAGAACUUAGAUUAUUCAUUCGAUUAUAGUGUAUACUGUGUGCCAUUCUAUUUAAAGGGAUGUUCACCUUUUGGUCAUUUGCACCCACACGGCUAAAGGUUUAACUACCUAAGCGCUUUUCCGUACAGCCGGCCUCAGUCUACAUAGAGAUUUGUAGGCAGAGCCCGUAGCAAAACUCAAAAUGAGCACCAGUCACCACUUAGAACUCUCUCAAGUUUAGUACGCUCAGUACUUGCAUAAUACAUUCAUGUGGAGUAGCUCUGUUUUUGACAAAUAAUAGAAUUAUGGUUAUAUACAGUCACCACUAGGGGGAGCUAGCACUCAAUGGCAUCUGAAUGCUGUAAGCUCCCUCUAGAAGCAGUUUACAGCUGGACCUAUUCCCCUUGGCAGUUGUGUGCCCUUCCUCUAUGGCAGGGAUCAGCAACCUGUUGUGAAACUACAACUCCCAGCAUGCUCUGUUCACUUCUAUGGGAGUUCUGAGAGCAUUCAAGCAGGGUCGCAUGCUGAGAGUUGUCGUUUUUGGAGGUUGUUGACCCCCCUGCUCCAAGGGAAGUUAUGAGCGGACAUAGAUUUAGUGUACAAGAAAUGUUCAGCUUAUUUGUGACCAUGUGGGCUGAAGUGGAUGAAGGGUGAACAUCCCCUUUAAAGGGGUUUUUCCAUUGAAAUGUGAAAAAAAAAUAAGCAUUUGGGCCAUAAAGGGUUAGAAACUAAGAAAUGAACCGUACUCACCCUCACUGAUGCUCCACCACUUCUGUUCCGACGCUGCUCUGGUUCAUCACUACCUGGUUCCUGCUCAGUAUGCUGAAGACUCAACCAUUCACUGGCGGAAGCGGGGCAUUGCUAUGGUCUGUGAUCGGCUGAUCAGGCCUUUCCAGGCGUUUUCAGCUCGUCGAGCCAGUAACGGGAAGUGAAGAGCAGCGGGGAUCAGACCGGUGUCAGAAUAGUUUUAUUUUUUAUGUCUAACAAUUUAUUUCUGAAGAAAAUCCCCUUUAAAUAAACCUUCCGUUGAAAUAUGAGGUGUUAAAUUAUGCCAAAAUGAUGUUAAAAGUAAUAUCCUGUGUAUUAAAAACUAAUAUAAAUGUACACAAACCAAAUAUAGCUUCCAUGAUACUGUGCCAAAUACGAGACACUCCCGCACUGGUUCCCACCCAGCUUUACUGGGCCAGAUAAUUAUCCCCUGUUCCUGUCCUAUUGGAUAACUGAGGCAGAUCGGCCAUUGACUGGUCUUGGGUCUUUCAUACAAAAAAGAGAGAAUAAAAAAAAAGGGCAAAAAUAGGGGAUUUUCUCUGAUAUGUUCAUGAAUUUUGAGGGCAUUUUCUUUUGAUUUUGCUUGAGGUAUAGUUAUUUAAUAGAGAUUGUAAUGUAAACUUAAACAAUUCCAUAUAGAGCGUGAUAAAAUGUAGGGAUCCAUCCUGUUCCUUGAGAUGCCAGAAUAUUGGUUUUCUGGACUGUUGGGUGUUCGUUUUGUUAUAGGGUUUCUAACCCUAAAGUAUUUUCCAACGCUUUCUACCAUUGAUCUGAUGAUCUUAAAGGGGUUCUCCAACUUAAGUGUAUUUUUUUUACUUUACCCCCAGCUGCUUCUUGGCUUGGGCUACAUGGGUCCCCGGGCUGUCUUCUCUAGACUUCAGGUCAUCACAGGUAAACUUCCUGCAUGGACGGGGUCACAGCCUCAGCGGUGACUUGUUCUCAAGCAGCUUAUGUAGACAUUACUACUGCAGCCAGUCAUUGGUUGCAGCAGAGCAUGUGACCCCGUCCAUGCAGGAGUUUUACAUGUGGGGACCAGAAGUCCAGAGAAGACCGCCUAGGACCCACAGAGUCGGUUGGGGAGCAGGUAAGUAUGCUUACUUUGACAGGUCCCGUUGAGUGGGGGGUGUAAUUAGAAAAAACACCUUGAACUUGGAAAAGUUCACUCCCUAAAAAAUGCUGGACCAUGGGCCACUCUCCUGGUAAUCCAGCAUCAGAACUUGAUUUAGGUGACAUGCUCUCCAGAAAUCUAGUCCAGAAGAUGUAGAUUUUCUACACUAAUGGCGUACGGUGUUAGCAUGUCCAUUCAGGCCCCAGUUUUGUCCACCCCAUAGGUGAUACCUGCCAACCACCUCGUGAUUAUACCACUGCUACAUAGCGAGUGUUCGUGGUGGGUUCCGGGUGAAUUGUGGGAGUGGUAGGAGUUACCCAAGUGUCUCCAAAAAUGAGGCCAUAUCUGUAUGCCAAUCCUACAUUGUGUGCUGGUGAACCUUCUGUGAAUUAUUUUGUCUUCUCCUGUACUAACCCUUGUCAAAAAGAAAACUCCCAUCAUUUUCGAGCCUGUCAGGCAGUGAGUUGUGCUGAAAUUUUUUAAAAUCUGUCCUAAAAAGACAGGUGCCAACAAUACUGCUGGGCCGUAAGCCAUGGGGGGUUGAACUAAUCAUUAAAGGUUGUGUCUGAGGGUA